Molecule: messenger RNA, 1498 nt
Organism: Saccostrea cuccullata (small rock oyster)
Lineage: Eukaryota; Metazoa; Mollusca; Bivalvia; Ostreida; Ostreidae
Exons: 5
Coding region: 1-1458 (485 amino acids)
Source: RefSeq, a predicted model, not a curated record
AUGACGUUUAUGACGAUCUUUGUGUUUGCUGUAAUGUCUGUCAGUGUUGCAUCUGGUCAUGCAGUUAGUGAAUCUCAAGAAGAAAAGCAUCAAGGGUUGCAAAAGAGGUCCAGACACGUAAGUUCUCAGUGGCAGGAGAUAGCUAACAACAUGUUGACGAGGUUGAUGAUCGUAGUAGAAGAGACUUUACAGGAGCUGGGGGCCAGUGAAGCGGAACUGAGGGAAGUCCAGAAGAAAAGAUCUCACAUCACUGCGUGUUACUUCCAGGCAGUCACAUCUCAUCCGAGCCUCGAACAAAGCAAUGACUACGACACUGGUCUAUUAGAUGAAAUAAAGUCAGAAGAGAAGAGAAACUUCAACGAACAAAAACAUGCAGAGGUCGAUGAGCCUUUCAAAAAUUUGUUGUCCGAGCUCGAAGACGACAUCGGAGAGUUGUCCGAUUUGAACAAAAGAAACAAUGGUGGUCCUUCCGGCAAAUCGCCGCCUCAGCAGACACCAGUCACCACUCCAAAGCCAUCUCAGACCAAUAGCACAGCCACCACCUUAAAACCCCCCACACAGAGUACUGUAACGUCAACUGCCAGUGUAACUACAACUAAAGCACCGGUAAAAGCAAAUCCCCAACCCACGGAAAAGAAACCCAGUAAUGAUAGUCGUGAAAGCAACGCCAAAACAAAGAAACCCCCAAAAGGCAACGCUGUUAAUAAAAAUCGCAAGAAAGUUCAUCCACAAGGGGACUCAAAGAGUAAGGAUAGUAAAGGAAAGGGUAAGAAAAACUUACGUGGGAGAAAGAAAAUGAAGAAUCGAUAUAGAACAGAUAAAAAUAAAAUGCUCGCUCAGGCAUCAUGUGGCAAGGCUAAAAGGUACCCAACGUGCAUCCAAAUGUAUCGAAAAUGUAUGUAUGAAAGAAAGAAACAGCAAAUUCGUUGUAAGCAGAGAAAUGGGAACAACAGUCGAGGUCGUUUGGAGAAGUAUUCAAAUCUACUAAAGGGGAGAAAACUGCUCUUAACGAGGCAUGGUCUAAAACAGAAUAGAAAAGGGGAGCAGCAGCAAGCAAACAAAAAGAACAGCAUACAAGACGACAAACAGUGGAAGAAUAAAGGUAACAAUGGGAAAAAUGAAAGAAAAAGUCCACAAAAUAACUUGCCCAAGAAUUCGCCAAGAAAGCAGGAAGGAGCCGAAAAUGGAAAAGGAAACAAUCAGAGUCGUAAGAAUCAGAAAGGAAAAAGUAGUCCAUCUGGGAAUACAGCAAAACCGUUACCCAUAAACAAAGACAAUGGUAGCAACAACGUAUUAAAGGAAAAGCAAGCACUGAAGAAGCAAAAGAAGCUGGUAAAUGGAGAGAUCAAGGGAUUGCUGAAAUAUCUCAGAAGGGUCAAAGGUCAUUUGUAUCAUAUCGACAAGAAUGACGGCAAACGAAGAGUCAUAAAGACGAAAGGAAAGUCAGAUUCAAACUGAAAGGGGUUUUUUUGUAACGCAUGCAUGUGAUUUUUACUAA